UAUACGACAUUGAAACAUCAGGCAUGGCCGAGGAAAGCAGCAACGAAUACACGCCUCUUGAUUUAAGCAUGAAAGACAAAGCUGCACCAAGUACAAGCUGUGACGGUACGCAGGAUGCUUCCAAUACUUUGGGCGCCUACAACACGACUUCUCAGGACGCCUUGCAUUACCAGAGGAACACGCAGCGCCCGCCGAUGACCGACGAGACUUGCAACGUCGACGGUGUCACUGACAAUGGCAGCACAAGCUGCCAGCACCUGGGUUCCGUCAGGAGCAUCGAUAAUGCUAAGCCCAGCACCAGUCGCGCUGGCAUGGAGGAAGCAUCAGCUAAUUCUGAAGACGGCGCCACGAAUGCUACUGGAACUGGAGGAAGAAAACAGCAAGAAUCCUGCGGUGUCAGAGCAAGUGAUCAAUCAUCUGUGAAGAAGUCGAACCACGAAUGCCAAACAUGUGGAUUUCUGACGACAGCUUGCAGUACCAGAGGAAAACGCAGCAUCCGCCGAUGACCGACGAGACUUGCAACGUCGACAGUGCCUCUGACAAUGGCAGCACAAGUUGCCAGCCCCUGGGGUCCAUCAGCAACGUCGAUAACGUAAGGCCCAGCACAAGCCGCACUGGCAUGGAGAAAGCAUCAGCCCAUGUUGAAGACGGCGCCACAAAUGCUACUGGAACUGGAGGAAUGGAACAGCAAGACUCCUGCGGUGUCAAAGCAAGUGAUCAAUCGUCGGCCAAGAAGUCGAAACACAAAUGUGAAACAUGUGGUAAAUUUUUAAGAAGGGAUGGCAAUCUAUCUGCACAUUACCGCACGCAUACCGGCGAGAAACCAUACAAAUGUGAAAUAUGUGAGAAAUCAUUCGCGGACAGUUCCCACUUUCCGUAUGCAUCAACGGAUCCAUGCAGGUGUGAAACCCCAUAUCUGCCAAAUAUGUACUAAACCAUUCAAAAACAAAACGGAUCUUAACAGUAAUCUCAAAUCACAUAGUAACGACAUACCUUUUGUUUGCAACAUAUGUAAUCACUCCUUUAAGAGCAUCUCAAAUCUUAGCAGACACCGCAGAAUGAUUUACGAAAGCAAGAUGGCGUACGAAUGCAAGCAGUGUGGAUUUCGUUCCACAAAGGAAGAAAACCUCGACGCAUACCUCUGCAAGAAUAUUAGGUGCCAAUUGUGCGACGAUUCAUUUACAGAUGCAUCUCAACUGAUUGAGCAUCUCGUUACGCAUACGAGUGGGCCGUCGUAACAGCGUGACGAGUGCCCAAGUGAAGUAAAUCGUCCACCGCUUUGGCACAGGAACACGACCAUGAAGCCGUGCAGCAAAUAACGCUGACAUUCACCAACAGGGGUGAGAAACUACCAGAACACAUUGUGUUGAGAGACUGGCUAUUUUGGCGUUUAAAACUGCUGAGUGAAGUGCAAGACGGAAACAAUGCCGCUUGAGUUUUCCAAAAUACAUGAAAAAACAUCGCCUUCAGCUGAAUUUGGGAUGCGUCAAUGUCGAAGUAUACUGCAGGUCCUGGAUCGAGCUCACUGUUUGCGAAACUAUGUUGUUCACCACCGUCGCUUUAGCAAACUCAUUUCUAGACAAACCCUAAAGGGCUGCAAGUUUGCGUUUGGGGUGACUAGAAAGUUGAAUGCUCGCACAAAAUUCUUGACGCCUCAUUUGUUUUUUUUUCAAGCGUUUUGCUAGUGUACUAGUAAACAAGCUUUAUUUCGCCGACCUUUUAAUCAUUCAGAUGGUAGUACCUCAUAUGAAGAACUAUUUAAAAAGGAGGCACUGCGUUGUCAACUAAAGUAAUGUCUCCUAAUAAUUGAGGUCCUUAGGCCGUGCUGCCUCCCAGAGACUGCUUUUAGCUACCUUAUUUCGCACUCUACACGAUAAUUCAGCGUAUGUGCGCACGGGCCGUAAGCCCUUAACAUGCCUGUAAGCAGUCCAACUUCCGCGGCAGUAAGGGUUUUUAACGUCGCUAACCCUCUAUGAUUUCGCUGCUUUAAUUUUCUUUACUGCGUGUUCUUUUGGUCUUCGUUCUCGUUUUAUCUUUUUGCGGUGAGCGCGUUUCACUGCGUAAAGUUUUAUUUAUCGCUCCGCGCAUGACGUCGUUGAAUGUAUCAGAACCUUCUGGGUCAUCCUCACUGAUUUUGUCUGCUGUCUAUGUUAUAGUGCAACCUUGAGUAAUAAGAUUGCAUGCAUGACGAGAAUAGUGCUCCACGUACUGUAAGGCGCUUGAGCCUUUGCGACUAGUAUGGAAUCUUCGACUAAACAUUUAUAAUAACCGACUCACUUAGGCCGCAGAUGACUUUUCCAACGGUUGAGGCAUGUGCUCGGUGAUAUCAUUAAGCCUGAAUGUAAAUUGUUUCGUGGGCAUAGUUUCGCUCAAUAAAGAGUUGGUUUCAUGA
Dermacentor andersoni is the source of this 2392-nucleotide messenger RNA. RefSeq lists its product as uncharacterized. The record is from RefSeq and is a predicted model, not a curated record. NCBI's taxonomy places the organism in Eukaryota, Metazoa, Arthropoda, Arachnida, Ixodida, Ixodidae.